CCCCUCCCGCCUGUUGGAAGGUGAGCGCGCGAGAGGAGUUAGUGCGUGUGCGCGAGGACAGAGAGAGAGAGAGAGAGAGAGAGUGUGUGAGAGAAGCGAAGCGAGCGCGAGGGCUCGAGACCGACUGGAUCAAUUCGGGGUUUUUUUGUUUUUAAACCGAUUAAAAGUGAAGUAAAAGCUGGACCUGGGCUCGGUUCGGAGGAGGAGAAGCUUCCGGGGAUCCGUUUACACCGAAAACAAGUCGGAAAUUCGACGCUGUUGAAGCGGGAUAGCGCCUGUGUGGAGUUUAAAUCCGUGAGGUCUUUAUCACCUGAUGCUGCAUACUCUGAUGUGAAUUAAGGAAACAUGGAGUGACAUGCUGCAGAUUAGCUAGCGGAUUAGCUGUUGCUUUAGAGGACGUGUGCAGUGCAUGUUUUUUUCCCCCCUUUGUCCAUCUGAAAAUCAAACAUGGCCGACCCGGGAAUGAUGAGUCUCUUCGGAGAUGAUGGGAAUUUAUUCUCGGAUGGUCUGGAAGGCUUGGGGGAUUGUGGGUAUUCCUCCCAAGGCCAAGCCAAUCCGAUGAACCAGCAGAUGACGCACGAGCACCAAGCUUACAGCCAGAUUCCUCCUUCUCUCCACCUUCCCACGCCUCCUGUUGCCCCUCAGCCCAAAAUAGGACACCACUUUGACCACUUUGGGCAAUACGACCCUCAAGGAGGCCGGAUGAUGGCUAACGGUCCCGGCCCUGGCCCCGCUAACGGGAUCCCGUCUCCUCAUUCGCGCUAUCACGGCGGGAACAGCGCAGCUGGUGGACAUCACGGAUAUCCAGGAGCACAGGGCGAUGGGAGAGGAGCGGGAGCUGGAGCGGGAGCGGGACAGGCGUUCCAGGACGGCGGAGGAGCCGCACCCGGGAAUAACUGGGGUUCUCAAGGGAUGCAGAUGCCUGACCAAAAUCGAGCCCAGUUUCCUCAGUCGCAGCAACAGCAGCAAGUUCACGGUCACCAAAUGGGUCCUUACAUGGGACGUGCCGAAUUUGGCGGGAUGCAGGGGCACAACCAGACUCAGGCUCCGCCAAGGAUGAACCACUUCCCUCAAGGUUUGCCUCAGGAAGCGAACCGUUUCAUGGGUCACAUGGGAGCCAAUAUGGCGUCUCCAGCCAUGCGGCAUCCGUCUCAGACUCCGCAGCAUCAGCAGGCUGGUCAGCAGUUUCUGCACCAUCACCCGGAGUCGCAGUUUCCCCAAAGUCCCUCAAAGCAGCAGCAGCAGCAGCAGCAGAUGAUGAGCGGACGAGGCCACCAGAACAUGGGCUUUAGCAUGAACAGCCAGCAAGUCGCUAACAGCAGCUCAGGUCAGUACGCUCCUUAUCCUCAGUAUGGCGGCCUGAAUCAGGGAUUAGCCAACACUUCAGGGAUGAGCCUCAACACCAGCAGCAACCCCAGUGCUCCCGUGCAGUGUUACCCCACCCCCGCGGGGCCGCAGUGUUACCCAGUCAACCAGUUGCCCCCUCAGAACAUGCACCCGACGCAGCCCAAAAUGCCCCAGCAGCAGCCGCAGCAGCAGCACCUCGCUCCUCCACCGCCUCCUCAGGGAUCUUACGCUUCUCCACCUUCCAUGUCGCCCAUGAGGAACCUGGGGGGCAACCCUGCCGGGACUCCGCCCCCUCAAAGGUGCCAGGGUCCCAUCUCGCACCCCCAGCAGCACCCCCAGAUGUACGGCACCUUGUCCCCCAAUCAGAGAGCGAUAAACCCGACCAGCCACGCAGAGGUUCUUCCUCAGCAGCUGCAGACGUCUGCGUUGCAGUUCCAGCAGGUGCAGCAGUUGAGAACUUCACCUGUGCUCUCCGUGCCCCAGCAGCCCCCGGGGUCGUCUCCACCACCGCCGCUGCCGCAGGGGAACUGGGCCUCCAGCACACACUCGUCACCACCAGCUAACCACCACCAAGUGCCUCACAUGCAGCAUUCUCCAUCAGACGCUUCCCAAACCCCGUCCUCCACCCACAUGUCCGCCCUGAGCUCCACCCUGCCGCCGGGCAGCUGUGAGACUCAGCCGCCCGACAGCGAGCCCAAGCCCAAGAAGAAGAAGAAGAAGAAAGUGAAGGCGAGUGAUGAGGCGGCGGGGGAGAAGGGCGAGGACGUUAGCGUGGCUGUGGGUGGAGCAGUAGGAGAGGCUCAGGGUGAUGGAGAAACGUCUCCACCUGAGAAGAAGAGCAAAAAGAAACCAAAGGAGAAAGAGGCCAAGGAAGCGAAAGAGCCCAAGACUCCCAAAACCCCGAAAACUCCCAAAACUCCCAAAGAACCCAAGGAGGCGAAGGAGAAGAAGGUGAAGACGACCACGCCCAAACCCAAGAGCACCAAGAAGCCCAGCAGUAAGAAGGCCGACACUGAGAGCAGCUCUAAGAAGGAGGGGAAGAGGAAGAGGGAAUCGUCCAUCGCCUCGGAUACAGAGAAAACUCCGCCCCCUUCUCCAGAGGAGGAGGACGAUGACGGGGUCCAGAAGCGGCGCUCGAGUCGACAGGUGAAGAGAAAGCGCUACACUGAAGAUCUAGAGUUCAGGAUCUCAGAUGAUGAGGAGGAUGAUGAUUCUGCAGGACCCAAAUCUCCUUCUACCACAUCUGAACAAACUGAGGUGCCUGAUGCUGAAGGUCCAGUGGUGGAGAAGAUCAUGGGGCUGCGUACAGUUAAGAAACAGCUGGAGUCGGGACAGGAAGUGGAGAUCGAGGAAUUUUACGUCAAGUUCAAAAGUUUCUCGUACCUGCACUGUCGCUGGGCUGAUCUAGAGGAACUGGAGAAGGACAAGAGAAUCCACCAGAAAGUGAAGCGCUUUAAAGCCAAACAGGCGCAUAACAACUUCCUCACCGAGAUGGAUGAUGAGCCGUUUAACCCGGAUUACGUGGAGGUGGACCGAGUUCUGGAUGUUUCUGAGAGCACAGAUGAAAAUGGAGAGCCGGUGAGUCUGUACCUGGUGAAGUGGUGUUCCCUGCCGUAUGAGGACAGCACGUGGGAGCUGAAGGCCGACAUCGACGCAGGGAAGAUCGAGGAGUUUGAGCGAGUGAUGAGUCGAGAGCCGCAGCUGAAGCGUGUGGAGCGACCUCCAGCUAGCGCCUGGCAGAAAUCCGAGAGUUCCCGGGAAUAUAAAAACAGCAACGCGCUCAGGGAAUACCAGCUGGAGGGAGUCAACUGGCUCCUGUUCAACUGGUACAACACACGGAACUGUAUCCUGGCGGAUGAGAUGGGUCUGGGGAAGACGGUGCAGUCCAUCACGUUCCUGUACGAGAUCUACCUGAAGGGGAUCCACGGGCCGUUCCUGGUCAUCGCUCCGCUCUCCACCAUUCCCAACUGGGAGCGGGAGUUCCGGACGUGGACCGAGCUCAACGUGGUGGUGUAUCACGGCAGUCAGGCCAGUCGCAGGACCAUCCAGGCCUACGAGAUGAACUACAGAGACUCUCAGGGCCGUGUGAUAAAGGGAGCCUAUAAAUUCCACGCCAUCAUCACGACGUUUGAGAUGAUCCUGACGGACUGUCCGGAGCUGCGCAGUGUUCCGUGGCGCUGCGUGAUCAUCGACGAGGCUCACAGGCUGAAGAACAGGAACUGUAAACUGCUCGAGGGACUCAAGCUCAUGGACAUGGAACACAAGGUUCUCCUGACAGGAACCCCGCUGCAGAACACUGUGGAGGAACUCUUCAGCCUCCUGAACUUCCUGGAGCCGGAGCGCUUUCCCUCAGAGUCCACCUUCAUGCAGGAGUUUGGAGACCUCAAGACUGAAGAACAGGUUCAGAAGCUGCAGGGAAUCCUCAAACCCAUGAUGCUGCGGAGACUGAAAGAGGACGUGGAGAAAAACCUGGCACCGAAAGAGGAGACCAUCAUCGAGGUGGAGCUCACCAACAUCCAGAAGAAAUACUACAGAGCCAUCCUGGAGAAGAACUUCACCUUCCUGUCUAAGAGUGGAGGAGGAGGAGGAGGAGGAGGAGGAGGAUCAAGCGUCCCCAACCUCCUGAACACCAUGAUGGAGCUGCGCAAGUGCUGUAACCACCCCUACCUCAUCAACGGAGCGGAGGAGAAGAUCAUGGAGGAGUUUAGGGAGAGCCACCCGGCCGAUCUGUCCGAUUUCCACCUGCAGGCGAUGAUCCAGGCGGCGGGGAAGCUGGUGCUCAUCGAUAAGCUCCUCCCCAAACUGAAGGCCGGCGGCCACCGCGUGCUCAUCUUCUCCCAGAUGGUGCGCUGCCUCGACAUCCUUGAGGAUUACCUCAUCCAGAGAAGGUAUCCAUACGAGCGUAUCGACGGCAGAGUGAGAGGGAAUCUGCGCCAGGCUGCUAUCGAUCGUUUUUCUCGUCCUGACUCGGACCGCUUCGUCUUCCUGCUGUGUACUCGGGCCGGAGGGCUGGGCAUCAACCUGACCGCCGCCGACACCUGCAUCAUCUUCGACUCGGACUGGAACCCGCAGAACGACCUGCAGGCCCAGGCGCGAUGCCACCGGAUCGGUCAGAGUAAAGCGGUGAAGAUUUACCGGCUGAUCACCAGGAACUCGUACGAGAGGGAGAUGUUUGACAAGGCCAGUCUGAAGCUGGGUCUGGAUAAAGCCGUGCUGCAGUCCAUGAGCGGGCGAGAGAACGCCGCUAACGGGGUUCAGCAGCUGUCCAAGAAGGAGAUUGAGGAUCUGCUGCGUAAAGGAGCGUACGGAGCUCUGAUGGACGAGGAGGACGAGGGCUCCAAAUUCUGCGAGGAGGACAUCGAUCAGAUCCUGCAGAGACGCACCCAGACCAUCACCAUCGAGUCUGAGGGCAAGGGCUCCACCUUCGCCAAGGCCAGUUUCGUGUCGUCGGGGAACAGGACGGAUAUUUCCCUGGAGGAUCCCGACUUCUGGCAGAAGUGGGCAAAGAAAGCCGAGCUGGACCUGGACGUCAUUAACGGCAGGAAUACUCUGGUGAUCGACACGCCGCGGGUGAGGAAGCAGACUCGGCACUACAGCUCCAUAAAAGAGGAUGAGAUGAUGGAGUACUCGGAGCUGGAGAGCGACUCGGAGGAGAAACCGGUUCAGAAACCUCGGCGGCCGCAGGACCGGGCUCAGGGCUACCCCCGCAGCGAGUGCUUCAGGGUGGAGAAGAACCUGCUGGUCUACGGCUGGGGACGGUGGAGGGACAUCCUUUCUCACGGGAGGUUUAAGCGUCCUCUACACGAGCGGGAUGUGGAGAUGAUCUGCAGAGCGCUGCUGGCCUACUGCCUCCUGCACUACAGAGGAGACGAGAACAUCAAGAGCUUCAUCUGGGACCUGAUCACUCCUACUGAGGACGGACAGAGCAAAACACUAACUAACCACUCAGGUCUGUCUGCUCCUGUACCGCGAGGUCGUAAAGGGAAGAAGGGGAAGUUACCGGCGGCUCAGACGAACAUGCCUCAGGCUGAUUGGUUGGCUGAGUGUAAUCCAGAUGUGCUGCUGCAGGAGGACAGCUACAAACGCCACCUCAAACACCACUGCAACAAAGUGUUACUGCGGGUGCGAAUGCUCUACUAUCUGAGACAGGAAGUGAUCGGGGAUCUGGCAGACCGCAUCCUGGAGGGAGCUGAUUCCAGUGAGCUGGAUAUCUGGAUCCCGCAGCCGCUCCAUGCUGAAGUCCCCACUGAUUGGUGGGAUGUGGAGGCUGAUAAAUCUCUCCUCAUCGGCGUGUUUAAACACGGUUAUGAGAAGUAUAACUCGAUGCGAGCCGACCCGGCGCUGUGUUUUUUGGAGCGAGUGGGAAUGCCGGAUGCCAAAGCCAUCGCCGCUGAGCAGAGGGGAGCGGACAUGGUGGCAGAUGGUGAGGAUGAAGACCCUGAGUAUAAACCCAUGCGUAUGCCCUUCAAAGAUGACCUGGAUGAUUUCACGAACUCUCCUCUGGAUGAUAAAGAGGAGGUGAUGGAUGUAGAGAGUGGUGAAGCCCCUAAGGCGAGUGAGAACGGGGGUAAAGGAGGGAAUCUGUACUGGCCUGCAGCGUCGGCUCUGACCGCACGCCUGCGUCGCCUCAUUACUGCGUACCAGCGCUGCCACAAGAGACAGGAGACGCUGAUUAAACCGGACGGACGCAGACGCCGACGUCACCGUGACGACCACCUCCUCGCUAUGGCGACUGAGGGCGGGGCUUACAGCCUGGAGCCCAGUAGGGUGGCUGCAACGGCAUAUCUAGCUGAAGGAGCUUCGUUUGUUAAAACCUCACCGUUCCUGCACGAGAGCGCCGCCCUGCUGGCCGACGGAGCUGCUUUCUUCAAAGAGAGACGUCAGAGAUGGACGAGGCGUGAGGAGGCUGAUUUUUACCGUGUGGUUUCCACGUUCGGGGUUGUUUAUGACGUUCAGAGCCAGCGUUUCGACUGGGCGCAGUUCCGGGCCUUCGCUCGUCUCGAUAAGAAGACCGACGAAAGUUUGGAGAAAUAUUACUACGCCUUCGUGGCCAUGUGCAAGCGAGUGUGUCGAAUGCAGGUCAAAGACUCGGAGCUGGCCGACCCAACGCUGAUCAUCGACCCGAUCACAGAGGAGCGAGCCUCCCGGACUCUGUACCGUAUCGAGUUGCUGCGGCGGAUCAGGGAGCAGGUUCUGCCCCACCCCGAGCUGGAGGAGAGACUCCGCCUGUGUCAGCCCAGCGCCGACCUCCCGGCCUGGUGGGAGGCGGGAAAACACGACCGGGACCUUCUCCACGGAGCCGCCAAGCACGGAGUGAGUCGCACAGACUACCACAUCCAGAACGACCCCGAGCUCAGCUUCCUGCAGGCACAGCGCAAGUUCAUCCAGAGCCGAGGAGCCGAGAUGGUCCUGACCUCCAACCCUCUCACCACCGUGGAUCUGGUUAAAGACGAGGAGCUGAAGGACGAGCUCAAAUACGACACUGCAGAGAAAGUGGACAUGGAGGAAGUGAAAGAGGAGAAAACAGAGGCUGCCUCACCCAAACAGGAAGUGAAGACUGAAGAGGAAGAGAAGAAUCAGAAAGAGGAGAAGAUGGAGAAAGAAACCGGAGCAGAAGUGAAGAGUGAAGAAAAUCACAGCAUUCCUCAAAUGACCGAAGAGGAGAAGGUCACAGAGUCAGAGGACACGCCCACGCCUCCUGUUCCUGUUGGCCAAGACACAAACAAAGAGGAGCAGGAGAACCCAGCGGGUCCAGAGAACCACAAACCCAACACUGAGAAGACCUCUGAGGAGGAAGAGGAGGAGGAGAAGAUGGAUGAAGACGACAAAUCAGAGAAAUCGUCACAGGCUGAAGCCGGCGCGUCCUCGGACAGGAAGAACUUUGACGAGGAGAGUAACGCCUCCAUGAGCACAGCGCGAGACGAGACGCGGGAUUAUUUCGGCAUGGACGAUGUGGAGCCCUCUGUGUCUCAGAUGCUCGGUGAACGAGCUGCGUUCUCCUUCUGGCCGAAGGACCGGGUGAUGAUCAAUCGGAUGGACAACAUCUGCGAGGCAGUCAUCAAGGGCAAGUGGCCAUCCAAUAGGAGGCAGUUCUUUGACUUGCCUGGCCUGUUGCCUGGAUAUGGCGCCAUGGCAACGGACAGCCCUAUGCCCAGGAGGAGCAUGGGAGACUUCUCUAUGAUGAAUCAGAGCAGCUACAGCGGGAGUGAUGAUAUCACCAUGUCACCGCAGGUCAAUAAGGACGAGGCUCUGAGUCUGUCUGUCCCUCGCCAGCGGAGACGCAGGAGAAGGAAAGUGGAGAUCGAGGCUGAGCGAGCCGCUAAGCGGCGUAAUCUGAUGGAGAUGGUCGCGCAGCUCCGCGAGUCUCACGCUGCAGAGGGUCAGACUCUAGCUGUGGACCUCACUAAAACUCUGCACGGCCUGGCUCCUUCCUCCUCCACCUCCUCUUCCUCUUCAGUGUUCCCCGGCGCCGUGGCUUCCCCAAUGGAGCUGCUGCAAGCGGCCGGAGCCUCCAGGGCCAACGGAGCCAUGCUGGAGGCUGAAAUUCCCACACGGAGGAGGAGAGGACGCAGGAAAAACGUCGAGGGCCUCGAGCUGCUCUUCAUGGGCAAUAAGAGUUCGCAGCUCAACACGGAAGAUUCAAACGGGACCAAAGGUUUUGGAGACAGGGCACGCGGGCCUGCACGAGCACCGAGACACAUUCCGGCUCCUGCGCAGAAAGAGGAGGGCGAGCAUGUUAAAGGAGAGGAUGGAGCGAGCACGAAGGACCUACAGGAGUGGCUGAGACAACAUCCCACCUACACUGGAUUCAUACCAAAGAGUGAGGAGCUUCUCCUCUCACAGCUGGGUAAACCGAAGCAGAAGAGACAUCGGUGUCGAAACCCAAACAAGAUUGACAUCAACACGCUGACCGGAGAGGAGAGAGUGCCUGUGGUCAAUAAGAGGAAUGGCCGAAAGAUGGGGGGCGCUAUGGCUCCUCCGAUGAAGGAUCUGCCACGGUGGCUGGCUGAGAAUCCAGAGUACGCCAUCGCUCCAGACUGGACAGACAUCGUCAAACAAUCUGGUUUCCUGCCCGAGUCCAUGUUUGACCGUCUCCUGACCGGGCCGGUGGUCAGAGAAGAGGGGGUCCGGCGCCGGGGACGAAGACCUAAGUCUGAGAUUGCUAAAGCAGCAGCAGCUCAAGCUUCUCUCUCUGCAGCUUCUUCAGCCUCUACCUCGGGUGUGAACCCCUUCCUGCUGAACGGCCUGUUCGGGGGAAUGGACCUAAGCAGCCUGCAGAACCUGCAGAACCUACAGAACCUGCAGCUCCUCAUGGGUUUGUCUCCUUCUCUGGGUGCAGGAGCUGCAGAUAACAAGAACGCCACCACCAUGUUGCCCCUCAUGCUGCCUGCCAUGGGCGCGCUGCCCAAUGUCUUUGGCCUUGGGGGGCUUUUUGGGGGCAACAUGGCUGCCGCUGCCGCUGCUGCUAACUUAAACGCCAAUACAAACACCACGGCCGCUUCGGAGUCUGAGGAGACAAACAAAGAUGGAGAACCCAAGGAAGAAGGUGAGGAGAAGAAGAAGGAAGCAGAGAAACCUGCCGAGACAGAGUCGAGCGACGCGAACACGGCUGCCGCUGCAGCCAAUCUCUCUGCCGGUCCUCUGGCGUUUAACCCAUUCCUGCUCUCCACCAUGGCUCCCGGACUUUUCUACCCCUCCAUGUUCCUGCCCCCUGGCUUGGGUGGUUUGGGGCUGCCCGGCUUUUCCCCAGCAGCUCUCACUGAGCUCCAGAACGCAAUGAGCGGCGCUUUAGGAGCCGCCGGAGAGGAGAAGGAGGCAAACAAGGAGACGGCGCAGAACCAGGAUGCGGUGAAACUCAGCGGCACUCUGGAGAACAGCGACUCCGAGGAGGGCGAGAACAAAACGGAGGAUCUGACCGGAGCGGCCGAGGAACUGGACUCCAUGGAGGCAGGAGAGGAAGAGGAGGACGAUGAUGAUGAUGAUGAUGAUGAGGAAGAAGUUGGAGAAGACGACGAGGACAAGAGUGACUGAAGAGACAAAUCCGCCUGACUGACUUUCUGCCUUUUACCUCUGAGGGCUUUUUUAAUGAAAAACUCUACUGAUGUCCCAAACUCUGAAUUUUUAUGUAAUUUUUGGUUUAGUUUUUUUUUGACAGGUAAAAAAUACCAUGAUGAGGGAACACAACGAUGAUGUCUCUGCAGGACUCCAGUGUAGUACACACACACACACACACACACACACACACACACACACACACACACACACACACAGGCUGUAGUGGACAUGUUCUGGGUGUGAAAGGGGUUUGGUUUGUCGCCUGUGAUGAUGUGGUUUUUAGAGGCGAUGACUGAAACAUCCCGAUCCUGUUAGGAAUGAGAAAGUUCCGAUAGUGCUGUGCUGCUUCUUUCUGUUAAAUUUAUGUUUAUUGUUAUUUUUUUUUCCUCUCUCUCUACUGUCAAUAUUGUAAACGGUGAGUGAGUAGCAUCUCGAUGACGAACGUUCAGUGGCGUACAGUUUUAAACAGCAUUAAGACGAGCGACUCUCUCCAAGCUGCUGAAACCAGAAUUGAAAAGUGAAUGAAAUGAGGAUUUUGUUUUUGUCGUACUGUUCUGCUGAGGGAUGAAGUUCUCACAUAUCAAAGCGUACACUCGGACUGUUCAAGUCUCUCACACUGACAAUCUAUACGGGUGAGGAGACGCUCGGCCUGUGGAGACAGCAAUAACCGAAGGCAGCUCCUGAAUGUUCUACUUUACCACAGUGUGUGUGAGGGGGUGGGAUCUGUGUGUGUGUGUGUGUGUGUGUGUGAGGAAGAGAGGAGGUGGGGUGUGUGUGGGUGUAUGAGGGGGCAGAUGAAGGUGUGUGUGUGUGAGUGUGUGUGUGGGUGUAUGAGGGGGCAGAUCAAGGAGUGUGUGUGUGUGUGUGUGUGUGAGGGGGCAGAUUAAGGUGUGUGUGUGUGUGUGUGUGUGUGUGUGUGUGUGUGUGAGUGAGUGAGGGGGUGGGGUUUCAGAAAAUGGACGUGUCAUGAAUUAUUGCGGUCGAAUUGUCUCAUAACGAUCUCCACGUUGAUGCACUGGUGUAAGGAUGAAAUCAGGUACCUUUAUCUAUUUGAAUGGACUUUUUGUUACUUUAGCCACCAAGCUGAACAGCAUUACCUCAAUUCUAAACUAGCCUUGAAGUUUACAGACAUAAACGUUGUAAAUGUUUUUUUCCUUUAUCUUUUGUGUCUCUUCUUUUUCCCUUUUUUUGAAACAUCAUGUAUGAUGAACUGUAAAUGGCUGCCAACUGUAGUAAUGAUGCUUUUAAUAAAAGUGACUCAUGAUAUUCGCAUAGAAACCAAA
This is a messenger RNA of Pangasianodon hypophthalmus (striped catfish), 10685 nucleotides long. RefSeq names its product chromodomain helicase DNA binding protein 7 (gene chd7). Gene Ontology annotation, molecular function: ATP binding; protein binding; ATP-dependent chromatin remodeler activity. The record is from RefSeq and is a predicted model, not a curated record. NCBI's taxonomy places the organism in Eukaryota, Metazoa, Chordata, Actinopteri, Siluriformes, Pangasiidae.